This is a messenger RNA of Trifolium pratense (red clover), 4864 nucleotides long. Its product is annotated as putative disease resistance RPP13-like protein 1. NCBI's taxonomy places the organism in Eukaryota, Viridiplantae, Streptophyta, Magnoliopsida, Fabales, Fabaceae. Bases 144 to 3914 code for a protein of 1256 amino acids. The record is from RefSeq and is a predicted model, not a curated record. Gene Ontology annotation, biological process: defense response to other organism. Gene Ontology annotation, molecular function: ADP binding. The transcript has 5 exons.
AUUGCCAUCCCUAGCCACAAAAAAGAAAGAUAAAAGAAAGAAAUGCUCCGACCAGAAAGCACCACUCCACUUCAAAGAGAGAAGAGCAGAGUUUUGUUAUACAUUCAUUUGCAUCUUCUUCCUGCAAAGUUAGCAACUAAUUAAUGGAGGCUAUGGGAGAAAAACUUGUCUCAAAUUUUGUUAAGCUGUUGUUAGACAAGCUUGUUUCUAUUGAGUUUGUCGACGAUUUCCAGAGCACAAAGCUCGACGUUUCACUCUUGAAAAAGCUCAAGACAACACUGCUCAAACUUCUAAUCGCACUUAAUGAUGAUGCUGAUGUCAAAGAAUGGUUCAAUAGACUGAGAUAUGCUGUCUCUGAGGUUCAAAAUUUGUUAGACGAAAUCAAUACUGAGGCAUUACGCUGCAAAGUGGAAGCUCAGUAUCAAAUCCUAACUCCUACUACUUCUCAGGUGCUCAAAAAUCUUUCUUCUAGUUUGACACGGUUUAAUAAAGUGAUUAAUUCUAAAUUGGAAAAACUAAUCGAAAGAUUAGAGUUUUCGACUUCAGAAGCUGGACAGAAAGAUAAAUUAAGUGUUUCCUAUUCAAGCAGCAGUGUUUGGUAUGAAUCUCCUAAAAGUUCUGUUGCGGUUGAUGAGUCUUAUGUUUAUGGAAGAGACAAUGAUAUACACAAACUUAAAAAUCUUUUGUUGUCUGAAAAUGCUAAUGAUGGUGAUUGUAAACUAAGAAUCAUUUCCAUUGUUGGUAUGGGAGGGAUUGGUAAAACAACCCUUGCCAAACUCCUUUACAAUGAUGGCGAAGUUAAGGACAAAUUUGAGGUGAGAGGGUGGGCACAUGUCUCAAGUGAUUUUGUUGUUUUCAGGGUUUUGGAAAACAUUCUUGAAUCAAUCACUUUACAAAAAAUCAGGAAUGAUAACCUGAAUUCUCAACUUCUUGAAUGGGUCGAUUUUGAAAGAAAUGAAACUAGUGAUGUGAACGCCAGUUACCAGAAUAUUUUAUUAGUGACACUGCAACAAAUUUUAAGCACUAGAAAUUUUUUGCUGGUGUUGGAUGAUGUGUGGGAUGCAAAAUCUGUCGAUUGGAUAUAUCUGAUGGACAUCUUUAAUGUUGGGGAAACGGGCAGCAGGAUCAUCAUCACGACACGGGAUGAAAGAGUUGCACUAUCCAUGCAAACCUUUCUUUCUGUCCACUAUUUGAGACCUCUGGAGAGUGAAUAUUGUUGGUCUUUAGUUGCCAGACAUGCAUUUGGGGCACGGAACCAUAAACAGUCUGAUCUAGAAGAAAUUGGUAUAGAACUUGCAAAAAAAUGUGAUGGGUUACCAUUAGCUGCAGUAGCACUUGGGGGUUUUCUUCGUUUCAAAUUGUCCCCGGAUUAUUGGAAUGAUGUGCUAGAAAGUGACAGUUGGGAAUUGAUAGAUCAUGAUGUGCAACAUACUCUACAAUUGAGCUACAAUUAUCUAUUGCCUCCUUUAAAGCGGUGCUUUGCAUACUGUUCAAUUUUUCCAAAGAAGUCCAUUAUAGAAAAAAAUCUGGUGGUUCAGUUGUGGAUUGCAGAAGGUUUAGUAGAAUCGUCCACAAAUCAGGAAAAAGUCGGAGAAGAAUACUUUGAUGUAUUAGUGUCAAUGUCAUUGAUACAUCGACGAUCUAUUGGUGACGAGGAAGCAAACUUUGAAAUGCAUAGCCUCAUCCAUGAUUUAGCUACAAUGGUUUCAUCUUCAUAUUGUAUCAGGUUGGGCGAAAGUAACCUACAUGAAAGGAUACAUAAUUUAUCAUACAAUAGAGGGCUAUAUGACUCAUUUAAUAGAUUCGAUAAAUUGUAUGGAGUAAAAGGUCUACGCACCUUUCUUGCAUUACCAUUACAAAAACAACUUCCUUUUUGUUCGUUAUCGAACAAGGUAGUACAUGAGUUGUUACCAACAAUGAAACAGUUACGUGUUUUGUCUUUGUCAAAUUACAAGAGUAUCACUGAGGUUCCCAAAUCUAUUGGAAAUUUGUUAUACCUUCGGUACUUAAAUCUUUCUUGCACUAAGAUUGAAAGGUUGCCUUCUGAAACAUGUAAACUAUACAAUCUGCAGUUCUUGUUGUUGUCAGGCUGUAAAAGGCUCACUGAGUUGCCCAAGGACAUGGGAAAAUUGAUUAACUUGCGCCACCUUGACGUUAGUGACGUUGCAUUGAGGGAGAUGCCCGUACAAAUAGCCAAACUAGAAAAUCUCCACACUUUGUCUGACUUUGUUGUUGGUAAACAUAAUGGUGGACUAAAGGUUGCAGAGCUAAGAAAAUUUCCCCACCUACAUGGAAAACUUUCCAUCUCACAACUACAAAAUGUUAAUGAUCCCUCUGAAGCGUUGCAAGCCAAUAUGAAGAUGAAAAACCAAAUAGACGAGUUAGCUUUAGAAUGGGAUUGUGGUAGUACUUUUUCAGAUUCACAAGUUCAAAGUGUUCUACGUGUACUUCAACAUUUGCGACCCUCAUCAAAUUUGAAAAGUCUCACUAUCAAAGGGUACAGUGGAAUCAGAUUUCCAAAUUGGUUGGGUGAUUUUUUAUUUGGCAACAUGGUGUACUUGAGGAUCUCAAACUGUGAUAAUUGUUUAUGGCUUCCACCUCUUGGACAAUUGCGUAAUUUAAAAACGCUCAUUGUUGUUUCGAUGCUUUCAAUAAAGAGUGUUGGUACAGAGUUUUAUGGAAAUGAUAAUUACCCUUCAUUUCAACCAUUUCCCUCCCUAGAAACUCUUCACUUUGAAGAUAUGCCAGUGUGGGAGGAGUGGAACAUGAUUGGAGGUGCCACUACGGAGUUUCCUAGUCUUAAAUGUUUGUUACUAAGUAAGUGCCCAAAACUGAGGGGAAACAUACCUGAGAAACUUCCUUCCUUAACUGAACUUGACUUAAGAGGAUGUCCUCUACUGGUGAAGUCAAGACAUUCAAAUCAUAAUAUCAGUUUUAUAAUUACAAUUCCAUUGUCAGAUGUAUUCAGCCAAUUGAUGCUCCCUUUCAAUUCUCUUCGACAGUUGACCAUAGAAGGCUUUCCAUAUCUGACGUCUUUCCCAACAGACGGUCUACCAAAAACCUUGAAAUUUCUCAUAAUCAGUAAUUGUGAGAAUUUGGAAUUCCUGCCUCAUGAUUCCUUGCACAAUUAUGCAUCAUUAGAGGAAUUGAAAAUAUCUUAUAGCUGUAAUUCAAUGACAUCAUUUACCUUGGGUGAUCUCCCUGUCCUCAAGAGUCUGUUUAUUGAGGGUUGUAAGAAUCUGAAAUCGAUAUUAAUUGCAGAAGACUCGUUGCAAAAGAGUCUCUCAUUUCUUAGAAGCAUCAAACUAUGGGAUUGUAAUGAACUGGAGUCAUUUCCCCCAGGUGGAUUGCCCACUCCAAACCUUGUUUAUAUUGCCUUGUGGAAGUGUGAGAAGCUUCAUUCACUGCCAGAAGCAAUGAACAGUCUGACUGGCCUUCAAGAAAUGGAAAUUGAUAAUCUACCAAAUCUUCAAUCUUUUGUCAUAGAUGAUUUGCCUAUCAGUUUACAAGAAUUGACUGUUGGCUCUGUUGGAGGGAUUAUGUGGAAUACUGAGCCAACUUGGGAACAUCUCACUUGUCUUUCAGUGUUGCGAAUUAACGGUAAUGAUACGGUGAACACGCUGAUGCUGCCAUUGCUACCUAAAUCUCUCAUGAGACUAUGCAUCUGUGGUCUUGGUGAUAAAAGCAUUGAUCAGAAGUGGCUUCAACAUCUCACUUCUCUCCAAAACCUUGAGAUUGUUAAUGCUCCCAAACUCACGUCAUUGCCAAAAGAUGGAUUGCCUUCCUCUCUUUCUGUACUAAGCAUCACUCGCUGUCCAUUACUGGUAGCAAGGUUGCGGAGAAAGCGAGGGAAAGUGUGGCGUACAAUUUCUCACAUUCCCUCCAUAAUUAUCGAUGACGAAUUGAUCACAUGAUUUUCCUGUCCAGAAUUCUAUUAUGAUGUGUCACUGUCAACCCUGCUUCUGCCCAAUCUUGUUGUGAGAAGCCAAAUUCGCAUGCACGAAUCAGGAACAGAUGAAAAAGAGAAACAACAUCUGACUCCAAAUAUGUUAGCCCAAAAGGUGCCACCAUUGAGCAGAGUUCUCCUAUUGUGUGUGUCAGUUGGUUGCUGCUGAAUUGGAUUGCUCAUGAAUGCCAUCAAACUUCUCCAACACUGGUGACCUGUUUUCCACUUCUCCAAGUUCUGUCUAUGAGCCUCCAUUUUAUUAUGAGCAAACACAAUCAAGACACAACAACUACCUUGAUUCUACUUCUACAGAUGCUGCUCUGGUGGAAUAUAAGACAUAGCCGUUGAGCCUCAAAUUGGAGGUAGAUUCGUCCAAUGGUUUUCUCCACAAAUCUGAAUGUCGUCGAGGGAAUAUCCAGGCCUUCGUAGAGAGAUCCUCGACAAUAGCCAUGACACAUUCAGAGAAAAGGAGCAUCCACACCAUGGAAAAGCAGAUAGCCAUGCUAGGAAGAUUUUAGUUGAGUAUAGCAUAAUCUAUCCAGUUCUGCAGUUCUGUUAUAGACAUUGCAGAACCAUCUUUUUUCCAUUGAUUUCAAUAAUGCAUUGAAAUUUGAACCAUUUGCUUGACCUGUAAAGAUGACACUAGUUUAAUGAUACUAACAAUGGCCAGCAUAUGUGAGUUUAUAAAUGCAUUUCUAUUUUCAUGAUCAGAAAAAUGUAUUGAACUUGCAAAUGAAGAAAAGUAAUGUGUACCUUAUCUAAAUGGUGUAAAAUAAAUAGUAAUAAACAUAUUAAUUGAUGAUAGAGUAGUAGUUAUAUAUGUCUGACUAGUAGCCAAAUAAGUCAUACAUAGGAGUAUUUGUAGCAGAAAAGCAUUGGAGAAGUGAGAAUGGAUAGUGUAUAAAAGUGUUCCACCAA